Molecule: messenger RNA, 429 nt
Organism: Nomascus leucogenys (northern white-cheeked gibbon)
Lineage: Eukaryota; Metazoa; Chordata; Mammalia; Primates; Hylobatidae
Product: protein Daple-like
Exons: 4
Source: RefSeq, a predicted model, not a curated record
AAAUCCACCGUGGACAGCCCUCCCUGGCAGACGGAGUCCUCAGACCCUGCCUCGCCGGCGGCCUCUCAGCCGCUCAGAUCACAGGCCGAGAACCCCGACACCUCCCCACUGGGCUCCAACUGUGCAGAAGAGCUUGACGCCCACAACGGGUCUGCGGGGAAAGGCCCUGGGGAUCUAAAACCAAAGCGAGGCUCCCCACACAGAGGCAGCCUUGACCGCACAGAUGCCUCCACUGAUCUGGCCGUGAGGUCCUGGCCCUCGGAGCCGGGUUCCCGGACCUGCUCAACUUCAGCCACCACUACAGCCCCUUCCAGCUCCACCCCCAUCGCCCGGCACCCAGGCUGCACCAAAGGCUAUAACUCAGAAGACAACCUCUGUGAGCCAUCCCUGGAGUUUGAGGUCCCCAACCACAGGCAGUACGGGGGCUGA